UCUUUGAGUCCAAAUAGUUCGAGGAAAUGCGGAAAAGAUGGUUUCGUUCAUGGCGACUUCGAGCCACUUCAUUUUAUCGUCUCAUCCCGUCGGACAUUGCCCCGACUUUCCUUCUUUGCCUUUCUUGAACCAUCCGAGAAGACAACCACCUUGUGUUUCUUUUAGUCUCCCUCCGGCGAUAGAAUGCGGUUCUAUGUUGUCUUGUUGUUCAGAAAAGAGGAGUUUGGGUCCUCGUGUUCUCUUGUUCCAGAGGAACUAUCGUUCUGGUUUAGUCAGAAGGUGCAAGAGUUGGGAGACUGAGGGGGAUGCUGUUCUAGAGGCAGAGAUUUUGGAGUUCAUGGGGAAAUCUGAUACUCCUGCUGUUUUUCCGACCAAGAAAGAGUUGAUUGAUGCUGGGAGAAUGGACUUGGUGGAGACCAUUGCCAAGCGAGGCGGUUGGUUUGCAUUGGGCUGGGACAUGGAGGAGGAGGAGCUGGCGGAGUCGGAGUCGGUUCAAGAGGAUGAGUUUCAGGGUUCAAUUUCUUUAACAGCAGAAGAAAUUGAUGAUGGUUCAGUCCAUAGCAAUACUAGGAGAAGCUUGAAACAGAGGGCUGACGGCAAUAAUGAGAGUCUUUCUAUCGAGGGCAUCAAAGUUGGACGCUCCGAGGUUGCACCUUCCUCUAGCUCUCCUUCUUAUCUAGCUUCAGCUUCUGAUGGAUCACCCCAAACGGAGGCUGGAGUGGAGGCAGGGAUCGAGGGUAUCUUGAGUCGCCUGGAGAAUGAGAGAAGUCUGCGCUUUGGUGUUGACUCCAGAGCAAAAGAAAGUCGUAGCACUUCUGACGUGAAGUAUGAGGAAGAAGAUGACGCGCAACCCAAAGUCUCAGCAGAUGCGGUUACUAGCCUUGGAAGAAGCAGCAGAUCUACAUAUUUGAGCACCAGCAAGGAGUUUCAAGGGGAUACCCGUGACCUUCAUAUUCAGAACAGUUAUUUCCUGAAUGCUGAUGGCAUAGGAAGCUCAUUUAAGCCUGAAAUGCGGAGAAAAUGGAGCACUCAAAGGGCAGCAUUUUCAAAUGCUCAAUUUGAAGCCUUUGACUUUGUUCCCAGUGAAAGUAGAGCGGGGAAGAUAAAGGACGAUAUGGACAAUGAGAUGUUCACAAAAGUAAAAGAUGCAAAUGAUACAAAUAAUGUACUAAAAGAUCCAGUUUCUGGUGAUAAAAUGAAUGGACCUAAUCAUAUACGAUCUCGCCUUCAGAACCUGGAGGCUGAGCUUGCUUCCGUGCUUCACUUGUUGAGAUCAAAUGCCGAUGCAUUGCAUAAGGAUCAUGAAAGCUCAUUGGAGGAGUUGCAGAGGCUGCCUGAUGAUUGGGAAUUCCAGGAAACUACAAUCAUGAAAACUCAAAACAAGCUGCGGUCUACCCGUGCAAAGUUAGCAGUACUAGAAGGCAAGAUAGCUCUAUCAAUUAGUGAAGCACAAAAAAUGGUAGAUGAGAAACAAAGGAGAAUUGAUAGUGCUCAAAGGGCUCUACUUCUUCUCCGGACUGCAUGCAUAAUCUGGCCUAUGCCAGCCUCUGAGGUUCUAUUAGCUGGAUCAUUUGAUGGUUGGGCUAGUCAGAGAAGGAUGGAGAGGUCAAGUGGAGGCAUAUUUUCGUUGUGUCUGAAGUUGUAUCCUGGUAUAUACGAGAUCAAGUUUAUCGUGGAUGGUGUAUGGAAGAUUGAUCAACUGCGUCCUAUUGUACAUAACAACGGAUAUGAAAAUAAUCUCCUCAUUGUCCAUAAAUGCAAACAAUGAAAGCCAAGCAACAGGUCUCUUCUUGGCCUCUGUCAUCUCACAAUGGCACAUAACAGGCAUCACAUUCUUUCUCUAUAAUUCAUAACUGGUGGAGGAUACUUUUCUCAUCACUUGAAUUCAUAUGAUGAGUAAUGUAACUCUGUUCCCCC
This is a messenger RNA of Telopea speciosissima, 1917 nucleotides long. RefSeq names its product protein PTST homolog 2, chloroplastic-like. Lineage: Eukaryota; Viridiplantae; Streptophyta; Magnoliopsida; Proteales; Proteaceae. The record is from RefSeq and is a predicted model, not a curated record. The transcript has 8 exons. Bases 38 to 1768 code for a protein of 576 amino acids.